This is a messenger RNA of Diaporthe citri, 567 nucleotides long. RefSeq lists its product as uncharacterized. Lineage: Eukaryota; Fungi; Ascomycota; Sordariomycetes; Diaporthales; Diaporthaceae. Bases 1 to 567 code for a protein of 188 amino acids. The transcript has 3 exons. The record is from RefSeq and is a predicted model, not a curated record.
AUGAAGCACCCGGCAUUUCUGCAAAUUGCGAUCCUGGCCCUCCUAGGACUGGCCUCAGCCAUGUCUCUCAUUUUCUUCGGCGCCGGUGAUAACUGCUGGAUCGGUGUCACAGACCACAUCGGCUGUUAUGACAUCGGCGAGAAUCACUGCUGCCACUCGGCCGACCCGUUCUGCGUCACAGCUCUCCUGGCGGACAGCGACAUGAUAACCCACACCACCUACUUCACCAACGGGAGCAACUGCGUUGUCCACACCGACCUGAGUUUCUGCGACCGGUGCAUCACGUCCGACGCGUGCUGCUUGUACCUUCCGGUGGCCCAGGACAAUAGCAAAUGCUCGGCGUACUGGCACUACGGUGAGCCGAGCCCGGACCCGAACCACCCAGAUGUGCAAGUCAUGACAGAGAAGCCGUGCAUUCAGCCGAAUUUCCUGGUUUACAAUGAUGGCCUCACGCCUCGGAGGAUACUUAUACCGAACGGAAAGUUGGACGACGUGAUGGACAAAUAUUCUAGGCGGGACUUUGGUGCUCUGAGCCGCUAUGAGACACUUGGAGGUGAUGGGGGCUAA